GGGGCGCGGCCAAGGCUGGGACGCAGCGCACGGAGGGACACGGCCGGGUGCCCAUGGCGUUCGCGCUGCUGCGCCCCGUCGGCGCGCACGUGCUGUACCCAGACGUGCGGCUGCUGAGCGAGGACGAGGAGAACCGCAGCGAGAGCGACGCCUCUGACCAGUCUUUCGGCUGCUGCGAGGGCCUGGAGGCGGCGCGACGCGGCCCGGGCCCCGGGGGCGGGCGGCGGACGGGUGGCGGCGCGGGCCCGGUGGUUGUGGUGAGACAGCGACAGGCAGCCAACGCGCGGGAGCGGGACCGCACGCAGAGCGUGAACACGGCCUUCACGGCGCUACGCACGCUCAUCCCUACUGAGCCGGUGGACCGCAAGUUGUCCAAGAUAGAGACCUUGCGCCUGGCAUCCAGCUACAUCGCUCACCUGGCCAACGUGCUGCUGCUGGGCGACGCGGCCGACGACGGGCAGCCGUGCUUCCGAGCGGCCGGCAGUGGCAAGAACGCGGUCCCCGCCACCCCCGACGGCGGCCGCCAGCCACGCUCCAUCUGCACAUUCUGCCUCAGCAACCAGCGCAAGGGGGGUGGCCGUCGUGACCUGGGAGGCAGCUGCUUAAAGGCGAGAGGGGUGGCCCCUCUUCGGGUACCGCGGAGAUGAGCCGAGACCGCUGUGGCAAGUGCUCCAAGCAGGACCCUGGAGGAGGAGGCCAGAGGCCGGCCACUGGUUGAACAGGGGAGAAGACCCCAGGAGCUGAUCCUACCCCUCCUUGGCGUAGGGGCCGGAGGACAGUGGCUUGGGCCCAUGACCCUCUGGACAGGCCCCCUGGGACAUCUCUGCCCCACCCCGGAGAGCUGUGAAGACCCGUCCAGCUGGCCCCGGCCCCAGCUGGUCAGAGACAAGGCAGAACUUCUGCAAAAACAAAGGCUGUUGGAGACCAAGGGUGUAUGCACGCCUGUGUGUGUGUGUGUGUGUGUGUGUGUGUUUGAGAGAGACAAAGAGAGACUUGGUGGAUUUAAAAUAAAAGGUAUUUUUAAAUAAAAGAUGU
Molecule: messenger RNA, 1035 nt
Organism: Phyllostomus hastatus (greater spear-nosed bat)
Lineage: Eukaryota; Metazoa; Chordata; Mammalia; Chiroptera; Phyllostomidae
Gene: TCF15
Product: transcription factor 15
Exons: 2
Coding region: 54-647 (197 amino acids)
Biological process (GO): developmental process; regulation of transcription by RNA polymerase II
Molecular function (GO): DNA-binding transcription factor activity, RNA polymerase II-specific; protein dimerization activity; RNA polymerase II transcription regulatory region sequence-specific DNA binding
Source: RefSeq, a predicted model, not a curated record